Molecule: messenger RNA, 1176 nt
Organism: Tilletiaria anomala UBC 951
Lineage: Eukaryota; Fungi; Basidiomycota; Exobasidiomycetes; Georgefischeriales; Tilletiariaceae
Product: NAD(P)-binding protein
Exons: 3
Coding region: 1-1176 (391 amino acids)
Molecular function (GO): oxidoreductase activity, acting on the CH-OH group of donors, NAD or NADP as acceptor
Source: RefSeq, a predicted model, not a curated record
AUGCAGUCCUUCUCCCUUUUCUCACUCGAUGGGAUCGUCUCACUGCCCAUCUUCAACAAAUGGGCCUGCCUACUGUACGUGAUUUACCGCAACAUCGAGCCGCUCUACAUCGACGGUCGUCUUUUACAAGCAGCCCACUCACCUGUGCAGCUGCUCCAGUUCCUCUACCAUAACAUCAACCCCUGGUCCAUCGUUGAUGCACGCUUGAAAUUUGCAUACGCAAUCCUGGGGGUCUACUUCGGCGCCUGGUUGAAUGUGCGCUGGAGAAAUGGGCUGCUAGGGGCUCCGCAAAGGAUCAGGGGCAAGAAGGAGUGGGGCCAGGAAUUGGCAUUCGUCACUGGUGGUGCGCAGGGGAUCGGCAAAGCCACCGUCGAACUUUUGGAUCAGAAAGGCUGCAAUGUAGCCGCCGUCGAUAUUCUCGACUUUGGGUCUUCGUACUCAAAUGUCAAGACAUAUAAGUGCGACAUAUCCUCGCUGUCAGACCUGCAGUCCGUAGCAGAGUGCAUCAAGGCAGACUUUGCAAAUGUCCCUUCUGCAUCUGCAAGCGGUCUCGACGAAAAGAACGUCGCUGCCGGCUCGCCGACGAUGGUACUGAACAUUGCCGGCAUUAACAAUCACUCGCUCAUCUUGGACUUGAACGAGCAGAAAGUCCAGCGUAUGCUCGAUAUCAACCUUAAGAGCCACUUCCUCACUGCAAUGGUCUUUUUGCCGGCCAUGAUUAAGCGCAAGGCCGGCCACUUUUGCUCGAUCAGCUCGACUAUGGGCUUGGUCGGUAUUUGCCACCAAUCGGACUACGUAGCCACCAAGCACGGUCUUUUGGGCAUGUACGAGAGUCUCCGCUACGAGCUCGACAAGAUGUACCGCGUCCCGCACGUCCGCACUUCCGUCGCGAUCAUCGGGCACACGCGCACGACGCUCUUCAAUGACUUUAUCUUCACGCAUAGCCUGGGCCGUUUCCUCGGCCCGCUCGUGACGCCUGAGAGCAUUGCGCAGAAGGUCGUCAACGACGCGCUCGGGAAGAGGGAGAGCAGGUAUAUCUGUCACCCGUUCAUCAACCACCUCGCGCCGAUCGCCAAGACCCUGCCGAGUUGGGGCCGUGACGCUCUGCAGUGGUCUACUGGUGCGGAUGGUGCGUACCCAAGUCGACCGACCAAGCAACAGCUCGGAGAGGCAUGA